Messenger RNA from Entrophospora sp. SA101, 1038 nucleotides. Lineage: Eukaryota; Fungi; Glomeromycota; Glomeromycetes; Entrophosporales; Entrophosporaceae. The record is from the annotation of a GenBank genome assembly.
AUGGCUUAUGUCCUAAAUGUCAGUGACCUAAAAAUUCUAAAUACUGAUGUCGAACUUGCAAUUCCAGUGGUAGCUCGGAAUCUAAAUGAUUCAGCGGAUAUUAAAGAAGAUUUUUUGCAAGAGAUUGCUAAUCAUAAAAUGUUUACUUCAGUUCGAAUUGUUAAGUGUCAUGGUAUUUCCCAAGACCCACAAACCGAGAACUAUCUCAUGGUCAUGGAUUAUAUUAAAGACGGAGACUUAAGAAGCUUUUUGAGGAACAGUAGCCAGUUAAAUUUUGAAGAGAGAUUAGCUCAACUUUGGCGUUUAAAUAAAGAUGAAAAAUUUGAACAGCAAUACCAAGGAAUGGAAACAACAAAAAAUCUUAACAACAAUAUAGUGCCUCUUUCUUAUCAAGUCCAUCCCUCAGCGAUUUACACUAGUCGCUUAUUAAACUUUAAAAAUCUUCCUCAACCGCAAAAUUCUCGAUUAAUUAACGAACAAUUUUAUAGUUUGCAAAACAAAACUUCCGAACUAAACACCCACCUAAUAAAAAUUCAACAAUUAGCCAAAGAAAUUAGUGCUACUUUAAAUCUUAUCUUCCAAAAAUCUGAUGAAUUAGAAAAAAUAAUCACCACUAACGAACUCACCAUCAGUGAAGAAAUGAAAAGUAAGCUUAUUGAAAUCAAAGCCUUAAAAGCAAGGGUAAGUGAAUUAGAAGCAGAGGGCAAUAAUGCUUAUCAAGAGCUAGAAAGAAAAAAACAACAAUUAGAAGUGCUAAAGAAUACUAUUAUUUCUAAUAAGCCUACAAAAGAAAUCAAUCAACUUUGCCAAUACCAAGAAGAAAUCACUAAGCUAAAAACCCAAUUAGAAGAAACUGCUCGGCAAGGAGAAAAGCAAAUUACUCAAGUAAUUAAUAAUAUUACAGUUGGCAGUAUGAAUGUUCAAGGAGGUCAUGCUUUAUUUGGCAACCAAAUGGGCAAUGAAACUAAUUUAAGUUAUAAUAAAUCAGCAGAUUUAUCUGAAACAAUCAAUUCUAAAAGAAAAAAAAGAAAUAGUUGA